This is a messenger RNA of Oryzias melastigma (Indian medaka), 4547 nucleotides long. Its product is annotated as pikachurin. Gene Ontology annotation, molecular function: calcium ion binding; protein binding. The record is from RefSeq and is a predicted model, not a curated record. Lineage: Eukaryota; Metazoa; Chordata; Actinopteri; Beloniformes; Adrianichthyidae. The transcript has 25 exons. Bases 632 to 3823 code for a protein of 1063 amino acids.
AGAAUACAAGUCCAAAACAGAUUCUUAACCUAAACUCCAGUAUUUCCUUGCUUGUGUCCACAGACACACAGUCAGACAAACAGCGCCCUAACAUUAAGAGUCUGCCUCUGCCUCUGCGUCAAGAAGACAUGCUCUCCAUCUGUGUCCAGUGCGCGGAUUAGACGCUUAUUAUCCUCUUAGCUCUAAAUGGCCCCACGUUCCUUGCACUUCCAGCUCAUCUGCUGUCUAAGAAGCGGACUGGGGCGUGACACAGGAGCGAUCCUCAUUCGUGAAAUGACCGUGGCCACCAUUCAGCCGCGUUCGGAGAUCGAGAAUUACGCGUGAAUCGUCGCUUCAUCCCUUUGUUUCCAUCGGGGCGCGUGUCUGGGACCAGUGGAUGGCUGCGCGUCAGUUUAUGUUUUCACCCCACUGAUCUUUUGCAGACUGUAAUCUUCUCAGUGUCAAACCGAAGCUGCCUUUUCUUCUGGAGCGCAUCCCGUGCGUCUUUGGAUCCAAAAUUUGAAUUUAGGAGAGCGCUUUUAUUAGAGAAAACUUUUCCAGUAAAAAGAUUCAUUUGUUGAUGAAGUGAUUUGUCCAUUUAAAUUUGUUUUUAACAUGGAAAUCUGACUGAUUUGACUUGGGAAGACAAGAAAUGGAUCCUACAAGCAAAGAGAAAUGUCUUUUUUAUUUACUUUUUGUUGCACUUUUAACAUCCACCCUGUGUUUUGGUGCAAGAAGAUCAAGUGCUCGGAGAUCUGAUCGCCUGAGUCCUCCAUUAGACAUCCAGCUAGAGACGGUCAACUGUUCUGCCUUCAGUGUUCGAUGGAAGAUGCCGCGAAGACACGUCAGCACCAUCACUGGAUACAAGGUUUUUUACACCGAGCUGAAGAACAGUCGUCCGAUUGCUACAACUUCCAUGAUGGAUGUGCCGCUCAGCUUGGAAAUGCUAACAACUGGCCAAUUUGAUGGACAAGCAAGCUUUGAAGUGGAAAUUGGUAACCUAAAAGUGAACACCAAGUACAGAGUCAGCGUUGGAGCAUAUGGCUGGGCAGGGGAGGGCAGGCCGAGCAUGCCCAGAGAUGUCGGCACUGCUUCACAUGAAAUGUGCAUGCCCCCUUCACCCCCGACUCAGCCUGUUGUCAUGGCUGUGUCGGAUACAGAGCUAGCGUUGUCGUGGCAGCAAGGAGAGACUGAGGGAAGUGCGCCUGUUCUUCACUUCCUGGUGGCUUACAUCAGGCCGGAAAUGGACACAGAGUGGACGUACAUUCGGGAGCCCAUUGAGACCAACUCCAUGGUUUUAAAAGGCCUGAUCCCAGAAACAGAGUACCAGUUUGUUGUCAGAGCUGUGAACGUGCAUGGAGUCAGCCCACCGAGUCAUAUCAACAAUCCUGUGCGCACGCUCGGUUCAUCAGAUGCUGGCAGUGGAGAUAUUGGGCGUUAUUUCACCGAUUCUAGAUUCAAAGAUGAAGAUGGACUCGACGUAGAUGACUCUGAUUAUGACAUCUUCAUUGAAGAGCUAAAGCCAUUUCCAGGAAUUGGACAAGACAAUUCCAAGUCUCCGCUCCGUUCACACCCCGGUCCAUCAUCUGGUCAAAAUGUUGUUUAUCGAAUGAACACUGGAGCUUUACCAAAUGUCACUGACGGAGCAGCGUCCACCACAGCAUCCGUCUUCCCAGACUUUACGGAUCUGCUUUUCUCAGUCACUACAGAGCCCCCCCAACCCACAACUAUCAUCCCUCUGUCCACUGACAGCUUCCCCCUGUCCACCACCUCUGGCACCACAACCUUCUCCCCCUGGCAAGGUGAGGUACCCCGCGUGUACGACCUGACCUGUGAUGAUACCGUGUGUCCGCCUGACAGCUUCUGUCUUGGUGACUAUGACAGCGGCGGCUCCCGCUGCCACUGUAACCUUGGCCGGGGCGGAGACACUUGCUCCGAGGCGAUUACAGUAAACUUUCCCAGGUUCUACGGAUACUCUCACAUGACCUUUGAACCCUUGAAGAACUCUUAUCAGACUUUUCAGAUCACUUUGGAGUUCAAGGCAAACUCUGAAGAUGGAUUGCUGCUGUACUGUGGAGAGAACGAGCACGGCCGUGGAGACUUUGCUUCUGUGGCUUUGGUCCGCGGCAAAAUUCACUACAGGUUCAACUGUGGCACCGGAGCGGCUCAGAUAGUCAGCGAGAGUCAAGUCGUUCUGGGUCGGUGGCAUACUGUCACUGUUUUUAGAGAUGGCAUGAGUGGAUGGCUUCGUCUGGACAAUGACACCCCCAUAUCAGGGCGCUCACAGGGUCAGUACACUAAGAUUACUUUCCGCUCGCAGUUGUAUUUGGGUGGAUCUCCGAGUACUUACUGGCUGGUUAGAGCGACAGGUACAAAUCGGGGAUUUGAGGGCUGCGUUCAGAGUCUGACCAUCAACAACAAGGUUGUAGACAUCAGGCCGUGGCCUCUCGGCAAAGCUCUAAGCGGGGCUGAUAUAGGUGAGUGCAGUGACAGUGUGUGCAGCCAGGUCAGCUGCGCAAACGGCGGCGUCUGCUUUGCAAACCGUGCUGAUGGCUACAUCUGCCUCUGUCCGCUCGGCUUCAGGGGACUUCUUUGUGAGGAAAGUUUAUUGCUGUCCUCCCCACUCUUCAAUGAAACUGUAUUUUCCUACGCUGUGAUCCCGUGGCCUCAGCGCCCCCAGAACUAUCUUUCCUUCAUGGAGUUUGAGGUGACAUUUUGGCCGUCCACUCCUGACGGGGUGCUGUUGUACAGUGAUGACGCGGCGAGCGGAGACUUCCUGGCUAUCAACGUCGUCGACAAAUAUGUGGAGUUCAGAUUUGACUGUGGCUCUGGGGAAGCUGUUAUCAGGAGUGAUGAGCAGAUCAGUCUGGACUCGUGGCACGAGCUGAGAGUGUCUCGCACAGCAAAGAGCGGCAUUCUUCAAGUGGACAGCCAGAGGCCGGUGGAGGGAAUAUCUGAGGGAGCUUUCACUCAGAUCAACUGCAGCUCUCCUCUCUAUAUCGGUGGAGUGCCACAUUACGACAAAACUAAAAGGACAGCAAAAGUACUAAAACCUUUCACUGGAAUUAUUCAGAAGCUCAUUCUCAAUGACCGGACCAUCUCCAUCACAGCGAGGACCGCUGGUGGUGUGAACGUCAUCAAUUCUGCACAUCCGUGCGUGGACAGCCCCUGUGCCAACGGAGGGACCUGCAGGCCGAAGUGGGACGGAUAUGAGUGUGACUGCCCUCUAGGGUACGACGGGCGGCAAUGCCAGAAAGAAUGUGGGAAUUACUGUUUGAACACUGUGACUGAAGCCAUAGAGAUCCCACAGUUCAUUGGCAGAAGUUAUUUGACCUACGACAACAGAGAUAUUCUUAAAAGAGUGUCUGGGUCGAGGACUAGCCUCUUCAUGCGUUUUAAAAGCACAGCCAAGGAUGGCUUGUUGCUGUGGCGAGGAGACAGUCCACUGAGAUCCAACAGUGACUUCCUUUCCAUGGGUCUUCAGGAUGGGAAUAUCGUCUUCAGUUACAACCUGGGCAGUGGUGUGGCGAGCAUUGUUGUUAACGGGACUUUCAGUGAUGGGAAAUGGCACAAAGUCAAAGCAGUAAGGGAUGGCCAAUCAGGAAAACUGACCGUUGACGAUUAUGGUGCAAAAACAGGCAGAUCACCUGGCAAGAUGAGGCAGCUUAACAUCAAUGGACCCUUAUAUGUUGGGGGCAUGAAGGAGAUAGCCCUUCACACGAACAGACAGUACUUCGGAGGGCUGGUGGGGUGCGUGUCCCACUUCACGCUCUCCACCGACUAUCACUUGGCUUUGGUGGAGGACGCGGCCGACGGAAAGAACAUCAACACUUGUUCUAACUGAAGAACUCUUCAACAAGGUCAAGGAUCCAUCUUCAGCAGCGUUUAAAACCGGACAUCUGAUUUCGGAUCUUGAAUGUCACUCACCACCCUCAAGUCACCAAAAAAAAUAAAAAAUAAAUCCAAAGGAAUUUUGAAAUAUAUUAUAUGAUGUGAUUCCAGCCUAACAUGAAAAAAAAAAGAUUUUCUUUGGUUUUAGAAACAUUUUUGGUUCUGCAAAGUUGUGUUUUGUUUGAUUUUUCAGAUUUUCUAUCUAUACCUAGAGAAAUGACUUCCAGUCAUUAGAGGAUGUUACAUUGCAAAAAGUGCUCUCAGAAAGGAAAUGCUAAGCUGGCAAAAGGAAAACUCUUGAAGGACUUUUUUCAUGGGGUGUUUUUGAUUUUAUCUGUUUUUUCUACUGUAAAACCUGUAUUGCUGGAAGAACCAAAAUGAUCCAAAGGAUCAGAAGAACUUGACUUAGAGCAGCACACAGAUAUAGAACAGGCUCUGCUUUAUCACUAGAAAAAGUUUGUUGUGACAUUUGUAUUGUGUUUUUAAUAUAUACUUUUUUCAGUCAGUAGAGAAUUCAAUUUUCUUCAGUCAGAUUUUAUUGAUGUCUCAUUUUGAAGGUGGACGAUUAGCUGCACCUUUCGUUUUUCUGUCCUUUAGGUUUUCUUGUAUUUCACAUGUAGUCACAUGAAUGUCUGCUGCUGACGUGGUGAAGAUUAAAUCUUUGAAAACUUGUGCAA